Molecule: messenger RNA, 1559 nt
Organism: Procambarus clarkii (red swamp crayfish)
Lineage: Eukaryota; Metazoa; Arthropoda; Malacostraca; Decapoda; Cambaridae
Source: RefSeq, a predicted model, not a curated record
UUUACCAAAUAUAAUAUGACUAGUGCGAGUGUUUCGAUAACCGCCGAAUGGGGCGGAAGUAGUGAGAGCCGUGUGUCCCGGCUUCCCGAACCUCCAAGAUUGUUUACCAUGAUGCUGCGGAGUGUGGCUCGCGGGGCCUUCUGCAGGAAUGCGUCUCUGAGAGUCUCUUCCAGUAGCAGUGAGGCCCACAGAGCCUCCUCCCACUGGAGUGUCUCUCUCGUGGCCUCCUCCAGCAAGAGCGUGUACCUAAGAGAGAUCGUGUGGGUAGUGUUCGUUGGUGGGUGGCUCGUCCAGGCUGCCCUGGCAAUGAAAACAGGUGAGUGCGUGGAGAGCAGCCAAGCCGGGAACACACAAGUUACAUUCCAAAAUCGCCUGGAUUUUGGUUUUCACAUGUCAUCGCCUGCUCCUCCUCUCGCCUUUGAGCUGUGGAUUGAAGAUGCAGAUCAUCACACCCGAAAGUGGAUCUUCAAAAGGAAUGGGAUCAAUUAUGACAUUACCACAUCUUCAAAAAAAUCCUCGUCAAUUCUGGUGAUGGGAAAGGGCUGGACGAACUGGACGCUGACUAUUGUUAACAAGGCCGAGCUGAUGCUCAUCUAUAAUAACAACAACAUGGCCUACAAGUAUGGGCUCCCGGCACGCCCGGACGUCUGCCUCCGGCUCUCCCUACACAUGAUGCAACCCUUCCAACACCGCUUCUGUUAUCCAGAGGAAAGCAACCAGUGUGUGAUAACAACAACAACUAGCACCCUUGAAAUGGUCUCGAAAACACCUGAAACAACUACACCCGAAGACACGCCCGGAACAACUACACCCGAAGCCACGCCUGGAACAACUACAACCAAAGCCACGUCUGGAACAACUACAACCGAAGCCACGUCUGGAACAACUACAACCGAAGCCACGCCUGGAACGACUACAACUGAAACACCACAUACUUCUAAAACACCUGGAGCUCCUUCUGCAAGUAAAACACCUGAAAUUCUCCACGCAAAUACAUCUGCAAACCCUAGUAAAGAAGAGCCUCUGACCAGCUCUCCGGCCUCUGCCAUAAGACCCAUGAUUCCACCAAAGAAGGCGGCUGCGGACGCCAGAAACGACGACGAACCGGUGGCCAUCAGAAAGGAGAAGGAACUCGCUGGAGAGAGUACCUCUGCAGGACACACAACGGAGGGGAAACUAUAUGUUCUCGUCGCCCUUUUGCAUGCGUGGUUGAUGCUGUUGGCGUGAAGUAUAGAGUUAUGUUGCACAUAUUAAGGUGAUUCACGUCUUACGUUAGGGCUAUAGCAAUGACUUAAAUACUUUGUAUCAGGGCUUUAUCAGUAAUUAUUAUUUGAUACUUCAUACGACUGAUGAUCCAGUUCCCAUAUAGUAGAUUAUAUAUUUGCUAAAUUCAAGUCUUUUUAUAUUUCCUAAGUGCAACACACUGGGGUUUUAGGAUAAAAGAACAUAUAACCUGCAUAGGUGGGAACCAAAAAAUCCCUUACGCCUGGCUGUCAUUUCUUUAUGUAUCCCUUUUAAGACAUUUUUUUAUCAAUAAAAUUUGUUUUAAAUUGAAAAGG